Oncorhynchus kisutch (coho salmon) is the source of this 711-nucleotide messenger RNA. RefSeq names its product transcriptional regulatory protein AlgP-like. Bases 1 to 711 code for a protein of 236 amino acids. NCBI's taxonomy places the organism in Eukaryota, Metazoa, Chordata, Actinopteri, Salmoniformes, Salmonidae. The transcript has 3 exons. The record is from RefSeq and is a predicted model, not a curated record.
AUGUUAGGUCUAGAAAGGGAGGCAGAGCGUGUUGGGCUCCACAUGAUCACACAGGCAGCUGUUACCCCGGCUGUUACCCCAGCUGUUACCCCAGCUGUUACCCAGGUUGUUACCCAGGCUGUUACCCCAGCUGUUACCCCGGCUGUUACCCCGGCUGUUACCACGGAUGUUACCCAGGCUGUUACCCCAGCUGUUACCCCAGCUGUUACCCAGGCUGUUACCCAGGCUGUUACCCCGGCUGUUACCCCAGCUGUUACCCCAGCUGUUACCCCGGCUGUUACCCCAGCUGUUACCCGGGCUGUUACCCAGCUGUUACCCAGGCUGUUACCCCAGCUGUUACCCAGGCUCUGUUACCCAGGCUGUACCUCCAGCUGUUACCUCUCGGCUGUUACCCGCCGGCCUCUUACCCCGGCUGUACCCCAGCUCUUACCCCGGCCUGUUACCCCGGCUGUUACCCCGGCUGUUACCCCGGCUCUUACCCGGCUGUUACCCCCGGCUCUUACCCCGGCUGUUACCCCGGCUCUUACCCCGGCUGUUACCCCGGCUCUUACCCCGGGCUGUUACCCCGGCUCUUACCCCGGCUGUUACCCCGGCUGUUACCCCGGCUGUUACCCCAGCUGUUACCCCGGCUCUUACCCCGGCUCUUACCCCGGCUGUUACCCCGGCUGUUACCCCGGCUGUUACCCGGGGGCCUAUGGAGGUGUGUAUUAG